AUGAGAGUGUUUAAGAACUUAGAUUAUUUCCGUAAAGUAUCGCCGGAGCACACUAAGCCAACUGUUAUUGGAGGUCUAGUGUCACUAUGCUCGUUAACAGUGAUUGUGGUCCUCUUCAUGUAUGAGAUAAAUGACUUUGCAAGAACUAAGAUAAAGAAAGACACGUACGUUGGAGCUAUUGAUAGACAAGGAGAAGAGUUCAUUAUGGUUGAGAUUGAAUAGAGAAGUUCAGUAUCUGCUCAAUCCAAAGAAGAAGUCAACAAGCAUCUAUUUAAAAGAAGACUUGAUAAGAAAGGAGAGCCACUAGACUAGAUUGAUCCUAACUUUGACAGUUCAGAUAAUGUUGUUUAACUACUUAGUCAAGCGAUGGAGAAUGACGAGUAAUGCAACAUUAAAGGUAAAAUCAUUUUGGAAAGAGUCACUGGAUAAGUACUAUUAAAUUUCAACAAUAAAAUUGGAUAUAUAAAUGAGUUACAAAGAUCAAACCCUAAUAUUGCUAACAAGAUUUCAUUCAGCCAUAUUGUUAACUCUCUAACAUUUGGAGAUGUUUCUUAAUAAGUAGCAGUCAGAAAGAGAUUCGGAAAUAAUGAGCAUACUGCAUUCGAUAUGAUGGAGUUUAUUGAUGACGCUCUCUAUGCUGAAGACUCUUCAAGCAAGGACUACUUUUACUUCUAUAAACUAGUACCUCAUAUUUUUAUUGAUGAAGUGCACCUUGAACAGUACUCUAGUUACAGUUACUCCCUAAAUCAUAAUGCAAAGCAAGCUUAAUUAUCAAAUUUCCCUCAAAUUACUAUGAUAUACGACUUUGCCCCAGUUAACAUGAAGAUCACUAAACAGCAAAGAGAUUUAUCCAGAUUUUUGGUCAAUUUGUGUGCAAUUAUCGGAGGAGUUUUCGUCAUUUUCGGACUAAUUAACAGAUUCUUGCUUUCAGUAAAAGAAACAUUUUCAGGAGAAGGCAGUAGAUGA
Stylonychia lemnae is the source of this 966-nucleotide messenger RNA. NCBI's taxonomy places the organism in Eukaryota, Ciliophora, Spirotrichea, Sporadotrichida, Oxytrichidae. The record is from the annotation of a GenBank genome assembly.